Molecule: messenger RNA, 2733 nt
Organism: Aspergillus mulundensis
Lineage: Eukaryota; Fungi; Ascomycota; Eurotiomycetes; Eurotiales; Aspergillaceae
Exons: 7
Coding region: 1-2733 (910 amino acids)
Cellular component (GO): cell surface
Molecular function (GO): glucan endo-1,3-beta-D-glucosidase activity; endo-1,3(4)-beta-glucanase activity
Source: RefSeq, a predicted model, not a curated record
AUGGAAGCAAACUACAAGAAGCGCAUGGCAGGCUUGCUAAUGUGGCUUCUUGCAACACAAACAGUGCACUCUGCGCCCACCCCGACUCAACCGGCCAGCUUUUCUGAGAUUACCCAGUUUCCACCUGCAAUCCAGAACGCUCGACUACUGUCACCCGAGACAGAGGGUUUCUACCCAACCGCACUGGAACGUGAAGGCCACGAACUGGAAUACGCCACUGCCACCGCUUCGGCCAAGGACGAGACUUCCACCGGACUGGACGACGUGCUCGACAACUUGGGUCAACCUAAGCAUUUGCUGGACUGGCUACUCCCGCAAUCGGACGCACCGGCUGACGUUCCCGCUCCUGCAUCAGCUGGGACAGCCCCCGAAGUUUCUCUUGCGUCGUCCGAUACGGCGGCCCCUACGCCUGUUACUGCGUCUCUCACUCACGGCACUCUUGAAGAGCCUACCACAGCCAGCGAUUCUUCAAUCUCUGUCGAGACUACUACAGUCCCUGUGUCCAAUUCUUCAGCAACCGAUCAACCGGCAAGCACGUCCACAGCGGAAACCCAAGACUCUACCGAGAUGGUGAACCAAGACGUAUUUGUGCCGGUGGGAAAGGGCCCGAUUCCAGCGGCAAUCACUUCCCGGAAUGACCACCCUGUUCCCAAGAACGGAGUUAACUCUACGAACCCAAUUGAGACGAAUAAAUUCCAUAGCGCGCUCUUUCUAGGAACCCAAACAAAUGCCACCUUCUCGCACCCUUACACUCUCGCGUGGGCAAAGGGGAGCGGCAACCUGGCAAGCUUCGGUAUGGCCAUUUCGCACACAGAGAUGAACCUCGUUGCUAGCGGCCCUACGAACUCGCAGCUCCCAGGCAGUCCGAUCCAGUACUACAUCAACCCGAUUGGCAUCCAGUCGAUAAUCCUGUCAGCUACCGAGCUCGGUGGUUCAACGGUCCUCACUGCGGAAAACAACAAGGCCUUCUCGGCGGAUGCUGUCCUGCGGCCUCAGGCGGGCUCUUCCCAGAAAAUCACUAUGCCUGUGGUGCAGGGUAUGGCUUUCGUGACUGGAGUCUACACUCAACUACAGCCAGUAGUCCAGAGCGCCGUUCAUUUCCGUCAAGUUGUAACGGCCGGCUCACCCCGGGCUGGCGUCUUCAAAUACCGUGCAACGCUAGAAGACGGUACUAUUUGGCUCAUCUAUGCCGUCCCAGACAACGGACAGGACCCUAACUUCCAGUUGGUGUCUACCACCGAUCUGCGCGGACCUAGCGGAUGGUCUGGUACUAUCCAAGUCGCCAAGAACUCGGCCGGCUCCUCUGGAGAAAGCCUCUUUGACAACUCGGCUGGUGUCUUUGCCGUCGAGGCAACUGUCUCCGGCUCGGUCGAUGGCCGCACCGGCACCUAUCGUCUCGCAUGGACCAAGUCAGGCAAGGAUAACCAGGUUACGCCUCUCAUGAUGUUUGCGCUACCACACCACGUUGCCUCAUUCGACUCUCAGACAAGCGCCCGGGCUGUCAAUAUCACACUGCGAACCACUACGAAAGGCAUGGCUAGAGCCGUGAUCGGGGAGUACUGGACCAUGAACGAGCCUGACCUUCCCACGAGCAUGGGUUUUGCUCCAUGGGUUUUGGCCACAAACAGCUCUCCUCAGCUUAGCGCUGCAGCCCAAUCGACGAUCCGUCAAGUGGCUAUCACGGAGCUCCAGCAGGACAUUGACGGCCGGAGCAACCUAAACAGCAUGUACUUCAGCGGGAAAGCUCUGAGCAACUACGCUACCAUUGUUUGGACCGUAGACAAGCUCCUCAACGACCACGCCACCGCAGCCCCUGCCCUCGAUCGUCUGAAGCAGGCCUUUGCCCGUUUCGCGGAGAACCGGCAACAGUUCCCGCUGGUCUAUGACACCGUGUGGAAAGGCGUUGUCUCCUCUGCAAGCUACGGCGGUGACACCGGUGCUGACUUUGGAAACACACUUUACAACGAUCAUCAUUUCCAUUACGGCUACUUUAUCCAUGCCGCUGCUAUUAUCGGUGCCCUUGACCCGAGCUGGCUCGCAGCCAACCGCGACUGGGUGAACACGCUCGUUCGCGACUCCGGUAAUGCAGCUUUCGACGAUCCCUACUUCCCAUUUUCUCGCGGCUUUGACUGGUUCCACGGGCACUCGUGGGCUAAAGGCCUCUUUGAGUCGUACGACGGAAAGGACCAGGAGUCGUCUUCGGAAGAUUCCAUGUAUGCGUAUGCCCUCAAGAUGUGGGGAAAGACGAUCGGCGAUGCGAGCAUGGAGGCUCGAGGCAACCUCAUGCUGGGUAUCUUGCGGCGCAGCUUCCACAAUUACUUUUUGAUGGAGAGUGACAAUGUCAACCACCCAUCCAACUUCAUCGGCAACAAGGUGACUGGAAUAUUGUUCGAGAACAAAGUCGACCAUACCACGUACUUCGGUACUAACCUUGAGUAUAUUCAAGGAAUUCACAUGCUCCCCUUGCUCCCCAUGUCACCAUUCAUCCGCAGCCAGAAGUUCGUGCGUGAGGAAUGGAACGCCAUGUUCGCAUCCAAUGCCUCUGUGCCCGCUGAACGGGUAGUAGGCGGAUGGAAGGGCGUCCUUUACGCAAACCUGGCUCUCAUCGACCCAGCCGCUUCCUGGAGCUUCUUUUCGCAGGCCAACUUUGACUACAGCUGGCUCGAUGGCGGAGCGUCUCGGACAUGGUACCUUGCGUUUGCUGCAGGACUCGCUGGUGGAUCAGCAGUGUAG